UUUAACCUACUCCCUGGAACUGUACCGACCCAAACAGGAUCGACUGCCAUACGUUUGUGUGCUGACAUUUACUGCCGCUGGUGGUCAACAUGGCGAUGUUGUACAGGUAACACUUGAUAGCUUUACAAUUGGACGUUUCACUUCGUAUCUGCAUGAUGGCUGCCCGGAUGGUUAUAUGCAGAUCGCCGAAUCGGCUCGAACUCCCAUCGGUGGCAUGUGGUGUGGCACUUCGUGGGGGCCAGUGCUAUUCUACAGCGAAACCAGAUCAUUGAUUUUCACAAUCAAAUUAAAUAAAUUGGCGCGGGAUCAGAGCGGUUACAAUUUCGACUUUCGCAUCAGAUACAAGGUUUUGUCGAAGGACAGCUCGGUAACUCGCUAUGGCGGCAUCAAGCUUGAAGAGCUACGCCAUUGGCACAAUCGCAGCCUUUCAAAAUCAAAAUGCAAUCGAAGAUUUUACCAAUUCCAGCGGCGCACAUUCAGAUCGUUACGGAGAGGAUUUCAGCUUGUUCAGCGCCUAUGCCAAUAAUAAAACUUUUACGAAUUCACUACAACGCGCAGUCGACAGAGAUGAGCACAACUACACCGAGCCAAAAUACUAUUUGGGCGAUCUCAUACCUGGCACUUAUUGCUCGCGCAUCUUCAGCGAUUGUGACAAGAAGGCGUGUCGCUUGCAAUCGCCCAACUAUCCGGGCAUCUAUCCGCGCAACCUCACCUGCUACUAUGCGGUGCGACAG
This is a messenger RNA of Rhagoletis zephyria (snowberry fruit fly), 734 nucleotides long. RefSeq lists its product as uncharacterized. Lineage: Eukaryota; Metazoa; Arthropoda; Insecta; Diptera; Tephritidae. Gene Ontology annotation, cellular component: plasma membrane. The record is from RefSeq and is a predicted model, not a curated record.